This is a messenger RNA of Phodopus roborovskii (desert hamster), 1103 nucleotides long. Its product is annotated as metalloreductase STEAP1-like. Gene Ontology annotation, cellular component: endosome; plasma membrane. Lineage: Eukaryota; Metazoa; Chordata; Mammalia; Rodentia; Cricetidae. The record is from RefSeq and is a predicted model, not a curated record.
UAGCAUUCAUGGAGAUCAGUAAAGAUACUACAAAUCAAGCAGAACUUUGGAAAAUGAAGCCUGAGAGAAGUCCGGAAGAUGACAGUUACUCGACUGAGGACACGGGAGAUACCAGAAUGCUGAAAAGGCCCGUGCUCUUGCAUUUGCAACACACCAUCCAUGUUGAUGCAUUUGAAUGCCCCUCUGAGCUUCAGCACACCCAGGAAUUCUUCCCCUCUUGGCGCUUGCCGAUUAGAACCGCCGCCAUUAUAUCCUCUCUGACCUUCCUGUACACUGUCCUGAGGGAAAUCGUUUACCCUUUGGUAACUUCCCGUGAACAGUAUUUUUAUAGAAUUCCGAUCCUGGUCAUUAACAAAGUCUUGCCAGUGGUCUCCAUCACCCUCUUGGCGUUGGUUUAUUUGCCAGGAGUGAUAGCAGCAGUCGUACAACUUCUCAAUGGAACCAAGUACAAGAAAUUCCCGCCAUGGCUGGACAGAUGGAUGCUGGCAAGGAAGCAGUUCGGGCUUCUCAGCUUCUUUUUUGCGGUGCUGCACGCGGUGUAUAGUCUGUCUUACCCAAUGAGGCGGUCCUACAGAUACAAGCUGCUCAACUGGGCAUACAAACAGGUUCAACAGAACAAAGAGGAUGCCUGGAUAGAACAUGAUGUUUGGAGAAUGGAGAUUUAUGUGUCCCUGGGGAUCGUGGGACUCGCCAUCCUGGCUCUCUUGGCUGUGACAUCUAUCCCAUCUGUGAGUGACUCUUUAACAUGGAGAGAAUUCCACUAUAUUCAGAGCAAACUGGGAAUUGUCUCUCUUCUUCUGGGCACAGUACAUGCUUUGAUUUUUGCCUGGAAUAAAUGGGUAGAUAUCAGUCAGUUUGUCUGGUACAUGCCUCCAACUUUUAUGAUAGCUGUUUUCCUUCCAACUGUUGUCCUGAUAUGCAAAGUUGUGCUCUCCUUGCCCUGCUUGAGGAAGAAGAUACUGAAGAUUAGAUGUGGUUGGGAAGAUUCCAGCAAAGUAAGCAGAACGGAGAUGGCCUCCAGGCUGUAGAAUUACUCAAUAUUGAUGGUUUAUUAUAAACAUCUCAAGUUUGUGUUUGUUAAUAAAAUGAAUACUUCAGGGUCA